GUCUGCUACUCGGUUAUUGCAGUUUUUCGAGUAUAAGUAAACAGUAAUAAAAAUGUGUGUCAUGACGCGGCGGCCGCGAUUCAGUUUAUCGAAUCGCCGGCGCUUAGGUAGUUUUAGCAGAUAGCUACCGGAUACUUCAGGAAGAGGAAGAGCUGAAUACCUAUCUAGCACGGAAUAAAAAGAUCAUGACGCGGCGGCCGCGAUUCGAGGCGGCGGCGCGAAGCAGCUUAUGACAGCAGCACGGAGGUGAAGAAGCAAACGCGUUGUUUUUUUAAACAGCCAAAGGGUCGCGUAGAACCAAGGAGUCGAACUGUCCUCAUAGUUUCGGAACGACUUCUGCACUUGUGCUUCACUUGUGCUUCGCGGGUAGCUCACAUGUUUUCGGGGUAAGAAACCGAAUAUUAUGGCGUCUUCAUCAUCAGGCCCCUCCGGAGCGGGCCGACGGCAGCUCCUCUUUCCGUCUAUCGAAAAAGUCAAGACACAUCCGCCUUCAUUAGUAGAGAUAUGUCUGCGGAAAAUCGCUAGUGGCUUCUUGCGAUUCGAUCCACAGGUAUUAGAAGAUUUGCACUGAGAAAGAUGAUGUUGAGUAUUGAAUAUGAAGAUCAUGGCACCAGAAGUGGUAAGUACUCGACAAAAAUGGUGUUGAUAAUCUAGCAUCAACAAAACGACACACCAGGUCCUCCAACGAGAGUUAAGCCGCGCAAGGCAGCUGGAGGAAGUAUAUGCGAUUCUAGACUGUGACAUACCACUGGCAGCUGCCGCGAAGUGGAUCGACGACGAGUUUUACUGGAAGAGGCGGACCUUGCAGAGGGAUAAAGGCGAGUACACAGGCUUGGUGGAUCAACAUGGUAUGUCUACGUUGUUGCCCUUGUUGUAAAUGUUGUUAUUCUUGUUGUGCAUGUGAUAGUGAUUUGAUGCGAUUCUUCAAGACCUCCAACUCUCUGAAUUCACGACAAUGAUCCAAGCUACUAUGGGAUAUUUGAAAAAGGAAAGGUGAAUGAUGCUUGCUGUGGCAGGUCGUGCCUUUCGUCGGUUUUUUAGAUAUUGCGACAAAGCUACUGACUUUAUCGCUGGGGCACAACAACCAUGGGACAUUUUUAAACAUAUAGAUUUCUUGGAGCUUAUCGCUCCUCCUAAAACUUUUAAGUUAAAAGAUGAGUUAAAGGGGUUCCACCCUGGUUCACUUGCGAACCUCAUGAUUCUUCCCGAUUAUGAUACUUCACCUAGACAGAGAGUUCUUUCUAUUAUGGUACAAGAGGGACCCGUGCUCUUCUACUGUCCUCCCCCUAAGAACUAAGUACUGUCCUCCCCCUCUUCAUCCCCUGUCAGGUAUGAGUUGGAAGCAGUUUUAUUGUGAGACGGAGUUGGGUUUCAUCAUAGAGAAAUUCCCACUCGAUUUCGAGCCAGCUGAGUUGGAGGAGCUGCGUAGUAUAGUGCAAGCAGUGAAGCAGCAUAUCUUCUGCUUAAGUUAAGUGAAGCAGUUUAUCUUCACUAUCUCAUGUGAUAUCGUCAUUUCGACCUCGAGUGACGCCCCCCCUUGGUUUCAUCAAGGGGAAACAGGGAGAAGCAGGGGAGCUCACUCGACCGGGCAUUUAGUGAAAAACUAGCGUUAAUUAAGGGUGCGAGAAUAUCCGUCGCACUUCGAUGUAUCGGCCAUACUGGAUCCUUUGCCAAACCUCUGCAGCUUGCAGAUAACAUACGGACGCAAAUUAUGUUCACAGGAAAAAAGGACUGUGUAGAUGGAUGUUUACAGCAUGUUGUACAUUUUGAGUUCUUAGUAUGAUGCGACUACUACCGAUGAACCCGAAAGAAGUACUCUGAGGUUGAGGCCUGUCAAAGCCGACAUCGAGGCGUCCUCCAGUCAGAAUCUCAGUGAUCAUACGUGUUUUGACGAUAUUCGACAGUGAUACGAGUUUUGAGUUCUCCUAUGCUUUUUGAGCGACUUUUUUGAGUCAACUUCCUCUUCCUAUUCAUACAAGCGAUUGGGCAUGGAGUACGAACGCGGGUUGUUUGGUAUGAAAAUCGUGGAUGCGCAGUAUCUCGUGAGGUAUAUCCGGUGCUGCCAGACGCUCAUAAUUAUGGUGCGUUGAAGAUAGACAUAGAAGGCGACUCAUGUUUUGCUGGAUAUGCACAGGAAACGAAGUAUUAUCCGGAUCUGUUAAUAGUCGUUCAGAACGUUUGAUCAGGUAUCUCAUACUAAUUGUGAAGGAGAGCGGACUUUUUUACAAGUUGGUGCCAGGCGCACAAGGGUCAAUGGUCGUAGGUAUUAAAGGAUUUUUUUCCAUUAUCGUGCCUCGAUAACAACAACAAACACCUCUAGUAUAGGUACAUGCAGAAUUUUAGAGCGUAACGCGAUAGGAAUAAACAUCCGUCACCGUUUUAGUUGUGUUUAUUCCUAUCCUGACACCGAGCGACCCCGACGAUAGAGAGAAACGCGACGGGAGGAAUCAACGACGCCCCGAAUUGUGAAAAUCGUGCGCAGUUUUGCCUGUUCUGUGUGUUUAUUCCUAUCCCGGGAAAAGUUUCCUAGAUCGUGUUCUCGUCUAUCGUUCUGCAGUCGGUUUAGGGCGAAACUUGUGAAAUGGUUCGAAAUCGCAAAAGAUGCGAAGGUCGUUGGCACAAUUUACGUCGUAGGCGGUCUGUUGAGGGUUUUCUGUCGUGCGAGUUGCGCCCGUGGCGUAGUCUGUGCGCUGAGGGUAUUUCUGGCCUUUUAGUCUGCUGAGAGGAUGACUUUUUGUGAGAGUUAAGAGGAUAGCCCGCUGAGGGUAUUGCCGUAGUGUUUCAGCAGUGUUCGGAGGUCGUUGGCACAAUUUGCGUCAUAAGUACUUUGCUCGAAAUGAAAUCUGUCGAGAGUAUUGGGCGGCGAGUCUGUUGAGGGUAUUGCGCUGACUCUGCUCGGAAUGAAAUCUGUCGAGAGUAUUGGGCGGCGACUCUGUUGAGGGUAUUGCGCAGCAUGUGAAAGAAGUGCACACGACGCCGAUGGGAGAGAAGUCCACACGACCCAGCGCCAAUCUGUUGAGGCUGUUUUAUUGCGAUCUGUUAGAGGUUCGCCGCGCUUGUCAAAGAGAAGAGGCCGGGGGCUGUCUAGUCGAGUGCGGAGCCAUGCUGCAGCUGCUGCAUUGAGGGACGAACCUGCGCGGCUCUAUUCUGUUUGAGAUUUUUGCUGGUUAUCUGUUGAGGCUUUAAGCCAGCGUCGCAAAUUUUGAGCGUUUCGAAUUAGAUAGGCGCCCAGAGGGGUCCACCGUGCGCCCAUCUGUUUGAGCUACUUAAUGGACAUCUGUGGAGGGUUGAGCUGAGCAAAAGUCUGGGCUUUAAAGUUGUUUGCGUUUCGUUAAGUAAUUGAGCGACUAAGACGCGCCGAACGUGACUCGAAGCGCACUGGCGUGGCGACGUACUUAGUCCAUCGCCUCUCUUUCAAGUCCAUCCAUGGCGUUGCUGCCCCCCCCCUUCCCCUUGGUGCUUUGUGUGCUCGUGCUAUUUUUUCGAUUUGUUGAAUCUGUACAGUGUUGACAGUCCAGGCGCUAUUUCUCAACUCCAACAUUUUUGGUGCACUCGCUGUUGAUCGUUAGACGUGCCUGAUUUUCUUGCCUGUUGCGCAAGCGCGUCGAAGCAUAUGUAUGACUCGCCCGCGAGGACUAAGAAUGCUCAUGAGGUAUGCGCCGCAGUCAAAUAAAAGCGAACACUUUCGCAGCUGUGAAAAUCUGCAACAUGCAACGCGUUGCCAUCUUGUUCGCCGCCACUGCUCCACACCGCGUUCGAUAGUUCUGUCGUUUCUCAUUGAUUUGGAGCGCAGUGAGUUCGUCGCGUGAAUAGGUCGCCGCUCCCUUGAUUGUUCGCUUAAUUAUCCUCAAAUGAUGCCCGUUCGGCCUCAUUUAAUUGCGUUAGAAUUGUAUGACUGCGACGCAUAUAUUUGCGUCCUUCGCUACUGGUUAACGCUCCGAUUUAUGUUGGGUUCACCUGUUCACUCCUAUCGUUCCGUUUCCACCUAAAGUUCUGCAUACAAUCAUCAUCAUCAUCAUCAUCAGCAUCAUCCAGAGGAACAUCUAAGAAAGAGCUUUCGCUGCCAUGCAAUAUGUUGGAUGACGAGCUAGCAAAAAUACUCAUGCAGGGUCUGGAGACGUGCGUCAUGCUCACAGAUCUGGAUUUAUGGCGUUAUUUUUUUUUUACUCGCUAAGAAGAGCAUGAGGACCUCGACAAUGAUGCUUGCUUUUAACGUCCCCACCAUGCAUCUCGUGAGCAGCUAUAUUCUUGCCGUAGAAGUUUUCCCCUCAGCCAGCAACUACGGGUCCCUCUUCUAAUCGAUCUUUCUGGGAACAAUAUCGGUGACAGAGGCGGCAGGCGACUUGCGAAACUGUUGAACAAGCAGUAUGUUUUGCAAACUCUCGACUUGAGUGACAACGCGAUCCAUGCAAACGGGUGUAUGCAUAUUGGAGCACAUCUAGCAGAGAACACGACGUUGGAGACGCUCAAUCUGAGGCUAAAUCGGUGUGAGGAUAAUGGUACAAUUUUUUGACUUUUAAGUUUUUUAUGGUUCGGCUUUGCGCAUAGGUGCUGGAACAGGUGACUGAUCUUUCAAGUGUAUUAUACGGUUCGGCUUUGCGCAUAGGUGCUGGAACAGGUGACUGAUAUUUUGAUCUGGAGGGGGUACAUCUUGAUGCGAUGCAAAAAUACACCAAAAAAGGGGAAAGGGAAACUUGCUUAAUCUUUAGGUCUGAGGUUGGUGUCUAGGUCUAGCGUAGGUCUGACGAGCAUAGGUCAUCCUGAUAGUUCGUAGGUCUGACGAGCAUAUGUCAUCCUCAAUUCCUCCGCAUCAGGUGUCUGCCACUUGCUGCAAGAUUUGUGCAUCAACAAGAGGCUGAAGAAGCUAAAUCUGUCGUCCAACGAUCUGACAUGGAGAUGUCUCGCCUACCUGAGCAGUAUGAUCUCCGAAAAUUCAACCAUGGAGUUUUUGGACUUGUCAGCAAACACGCUUUGGAACACGGAAGAAGGAGAGGAGACGAGCAAGGAGGUAUUUCUAUCGUAUUUGUUUGUCUGUAUCUUCUGUAAUGAAUUCCAGUCGUGAACUUAGUUUUAAUUUUUUUCGAUGAAUGUGCAUGCACAUCACAACUUCGUAUGCAUAUCCUUUCAUGUGUGUCGGCAUUCAUUCUCCUUCUUCUUCGUUCUGUCUCUGAUCAUGCUAUCUAUGUAUAUAAGAUUAAGAUUUGAUAAUGAUAGACCAAAAAUAUACCGAUUCGAAUCAUGCUUUUCACGUAAAAAAAUACGUACCUUACCACACCAGACAUUUGAUGCAACGAACCUGGAUCCGGAGUCACCCUUUGGCAUUCUAGUCCAAUGCGUGUCGAAAAAUGCGAGUCUGUUGGGAGUAGACGUGAGGCAUUGUAGUUUACCAGAAGACCUAGAGCGGAGGCUUCACACAAUAACGAAGCACAGGGAGCUCCGAGCGAGAGGUAGAACUACACGAUUCUUGCUUUUGUGAGAAGGUACAUCCAAGAGUUCCUCCUUUCCUCUCCUGAAUCAAUUUUGAGUUUGUUCUACUCUUGCAUGGUUUCCAGUGCUUUGUGUCGAAUAUACGAGCUUUCCGCUGAGGUAAGCCAACCAGACCUGUCUAACGACUGGGUAUGUCAAAAAUUUCACCAUCAUGCGUCAGAAUGACGUAAGAAGAGGUUCCAUGACAUGACAUCAUCUUCUACACAACAGACAGCUAUAAAUGUCGACACACAACAUCAUGAGCAAGGACGAUACCACCAUCUUUUACAUCAUGAUCAUCUUUUACAUCAUUUAUCAUGAGCAAGGACGAUACCACCAUCAUGACACUAUAAACUCUUCAACAUCGACCUCAUGCCAGGCACAUCAAUCAAUCAAUCAAUGAGCAAGGACGAUGCCACCAUCGUGAUCAUCUUUUACAUCAUCUGAGCAAGGACGAUAUUACCAUCAUGAUCAUCUUUUACAUCAUCUGAGCAAGGACGAUAUUACCAUCAUGAUCAUCUUUUACAUCAUCUGAGCAAGGACGAUCUUACCAUCAUGAUCAUCUUUUACAUCAUGCUCAUCUUUUACAUCAUCUGAGCAAGGACGAUACCACCAUCAUGAGCAUCAUGAUCAUCUUUUACACAUAUUAAGGUAUAAGCGUCGACGCGUACGAGAGAGCGGGCUUGGCGCUCCAGCAAACCGUGGAGGAAAGUGUCGAAGUGAAGGAGGAAAAUGAUCCGGAGAAGAAGGCUGAGGAGAGCGAAGAGCAGUCUGCGGAAGAAGCGAAUAAGUCCUCUGAAGAUUCUUGAUUCGUAGCUUAGGCAGGAGCGAAUAAGUCCUCUGAAGAUGAUUGAUUCGUAGCUUAGGCAGGAGCGAAUAAGUCGUCUGAAGAUGAUCAUGAUUGAUUUUUUCACUGCUUCAUAAGAAUGCAAGAAGCCGUCUAGAGAUGAUUGACUUCUUAGCGUAUAGGCAGGAGCGAAUAAGUCGUCUGAAGAUGAUUGAUUUCUUCUUAGCUUAGACUACCACAAAUUCAUCUUCACAGGCAUCCUGAGACCGUUUUGAAGGGGGAAAAGGUUCCAGGAUGCGCGCGAAGAUGGAUUUCUUUUAGUUCUAAUCUUAGCUUAGGCAGGAGCGAAUAAGUCGUCUGAAGAUGAUUGAUUUUUUCACUGCUUCAUAAGAAUGCAAGAAGUCGUCUAGAGAUCAUGAUUGACAAUGCUACAAGGAUCCUCUUUCUUUUUCGAUUUCGUUUCGCGUUGGGAUGAGUGAGAAUGCCGCUCUCUCUAUGAGUCUCAUUCUUGAUAAAGUCGUGACACAGAGCUUAUAUUAUAAGGGUUGCCGCAUUGCAUUCUUCACCACCAUCCUUGACCUUUUUCCAGUAGGAAAAGGGUCAGGGAUGAUCUGAAGCAUGCAACUUCGCAGCCUCUAACUAUAUUGCCAAAUUCUUGCGGCGUGUGCUUCCUACAUCAUCAUAUGCAUGUCAUUGAUUAUAUACAAGUCUCCAAAAUCCGCCAAAAAAGCUUAGUUUACUUACUUGUCUACAGUUUGCAGUGCGUAGGAUGAAAAACAUUUGUGCCUAGUCUGAAACAGUUAAAGCUAACGCAAUGGACAAUGAAUAGAAUGUGCGCGCCGCAUGUGCGCGGGCUGCAGCAAUACAACAACAUGGAGAAAGUUCUAGCGUGCACUGAAUAUAGACUGCUCCUUUGUUAUUUCAAUGUGCUUAGUAAAAAACUACCACAAGGCUGUCCUGCCUCUCCUGCGUCUUCUAGGGUGAUCGCGAACGAUCAUAUCAGAGGCACAUGGAUAGAUAGCUUCGUAU
This is a messenger RNA of Amoebophrya sp. A25, 7282 nucleotides long. The record is from the annotation of a GenBank genome assembly. NCBI's taxonomy places the organism in Eukaryota, Dinophyceae, Syndiniales, Amoebophryaceae.